UGACAGCUAGAGCCUACCUAGGUAUGUAGGCAUUGUUGGCAUUUCGGUCCCUGGGCCCUGCUGCAAGGUUCCCCCUUCAGGACGAUGGAUCCUCCACGCUUCUUGUUUGCCGCGCAGUUCUGGAAUCAGGAGAUUGAGUCGGCCCGCUCAUUAGACACAGUAGCGAGAACAUUGCCAAAUGAGCCAGCUCCUCUUGGCAUCCGCCAGCCCACGAAGCUGAGCCGACCUCAGCAGCUGCUUCUCCUUCAGAAGGUCCUUGCAUGUCCUGCCACACCAUCAUUCUGUGCGGAAGUUGAGGAGGAAGGCGGUGUGGUGCUAGACAGAGUGCUUGCCUACACUGGGGGCAGAGACUGGUGGGCCACUCUGACUGGCCGGCUCCGGUUGCAGCGGCUGUGGCAGAAGCCCCAGGGAGACGCUGAAGAUGAGGACGAUAAUUUGGAGAAGUUCGUCAAGCGACCGUUCAAGGCCCUGCGGGACUUCUCAAACUACGGCCUUGCAGUCAAGGCGAGGUCUACGAUUGACGACAUUACGACCUUGAGGGGGAAUCUGGAGGUGGAGUCCUUGGAGGACCUCAAGAGGGGCAGCAACCGAGGGGGGGAUUCCGGCAACAGGAAUCUGCCUUUGCGUGGAAGGGUGACCUGCAGGCGCCAGUUGAAGGCCCACCACGUGACCCUUGAGGGGGCCCUCAACGACCGCUGCCUCGACCAGCAGUCCAACUACUGGGACGUGCCAUCCUCCCUCUCGCUAGACCUUGCCUCCGAUGGACCCCAGUCUGGGCUGCGGUACAGAGUCGGCGUUCACCAUAUAGCAUCGCCUCAACCCGGCAGCGGUUACGGGCCUUUUGAUGUGCUUCCUCCCAGCUCAGCCUACGGCACGCGGGCACAGGCGGCCGUUGCCCUCGAGAACACCGUCACCCUCUGGCGGGCGGACCCAGCGCGGCGGAGAAGAGGGGCAUCCUACAACCCCAUUGCAGCCCGGCCCCGGCUCGUCGUUUCAGGGGGUGUGGGUACGCUCGUGACCACCGAAAACGUCUGGGCCUACCUAUCGGAUGACAAGAGCUCGGUUCCAAAGAGCUUCCCAGUUUCGACGGCCCUGUUUGGCUCGUUUGGAAUCCAUGGGCAGGUGGGCGAAUUUAAGCGGGCCGUUUUUGACUACACUUCUCUGGCCCUGCGCCUGGACGUGGGCCCCUCUUCCGUCCGAGAAGCGGCCACAGCGGAAUCAGCAACGGAAGCCGGCGUGGCAGGCUCGGUUGCACGGGGAAGCUCCGGGAGGACUGUGCCUGCGCUUACAAUCAGCGCACAGCAACAGGUGAUUGGCCCGCUUCGGGCCCGAGUGGAUACCCGGCUCUCGAUGACGCAAGCGGGCACUGGCUUCCAACCGGGCAAGACGUUAGAGACUGUCUACAGCCUGGACUGCCCAGUAGGGGCGAUGGGAACGGGCAGGCUAGUGUGCUGGUACUCCCCGACGCGCAGAGAGGGGAUGGCAGAGAUUAGGUUGUUUGAGAAGGAUUGAUGAGCAUCCAUCCUUCUCACCAGGCUAUCGUGACAAAUUUUGCCCGUUCGUCUUUGAGCUGAGCUUUGCUGCUCUGAGUAAGCGACUUUCUUUUGACAAUGUUGUCGCUGAGUCGUUGUGUGGCCCCCGCAUAAUGUGUCCCUGAGUGGGCAAACACACCCAAUCCGUGGGUUCUGAGACGAGCAUCCACGAGUGUCGUUCGUGAUUAUUUUCAUGGACUGGACGUCUCUUCAUCAAUAUUGUCGCUGUUCACGAA
Klebsormidium nitens is the source of this 1768-nucleotide messenger RNA. The record is from the annotation of a GenBank genome assembly. NCBI's taxonomy places the organism in Eukaryota, Viridiplantae, Streptophyta, Klebsormidiophyceae, Klebsormidiales, Klebsormidiaceae.